Molecule: messenger RNA, 1953 nt
Organism: Chenopodium quinoa (quinoa)
Lineage: Eukaryota; Viridiplantae; Streptophyta; Magnoliopsida; Caryophyllales; Amaranthaceae
Product: U4/U6 small nuclear ribonucleoprotein Prp31 homolog
Exons: 8
Coding region: 198-1667 (489 amino acids)
Biological process (GO): spliceosomal tri-snRNP complex assembly; mRNA splicing, via spliceosome
Cellular component (GO): U4 snRNP; U4/U6 x U5 tri-snRNP complex; precatalytic spliceosome
Source: RefSeq, a predicted model, not a curated record
GUGAGAAACGCCCUAAGUCGGCAACACUUGUUUAAAAUUCUUUUAUCAAUUGGAUUAUUAUUCCCAACUUUUAUUUUACUUUCAAUUUGGGGAUUCAAGUUCUGAUUAAUUAAAUCACCUUUUCGCAAGUUAGGGUUUCAACUACGCUUCAAGUUUCUUACGUCGAAUUACUCGCUAUUUUGCUGGAGUAAAUCAUAAUGGCAACUCUUGCUGAUUCUUUCUUGGCCGAUCUGGAUGAUUUAUCAGACAAUGAAGCUGAUGUCGUGGUGGAAGGAGAUGCUGAUGCUGACAACAUGGAGGAGGAUAUAGACGGAGAGUUAGCUGACAUAGAAUCUCUGAAUUAUGAUGACCUUGAUAGCGUUUCCAAACUACAAAAAUCUCAACGUUACACUGAUAUAAUGCAGAAAGUUGAAGAUGCAUUGCUAAAAGGUUCAGAGAUUCCUGAACAUGGAAUAGUUUUGGAAGAUGAUCCCGAAUAUCAGCUGAUUGUUGACUGCAAUGCUUUGUCAGUGGAUAUUGAGAAUGAGAUUAUUAUUAUCCAUAAUUUUAUCCGUGACAAGUACCGUCUAAAGUUUCCUGAGCUUGAAUCCCUCGUUCAUCACCCCAUUGACUAUGCACGUGUUGUGAAGAAGAUUGGUAAUGAAGUGGACUUGACCCUAGUUGAUCUGGAAGGGCUGCUGCCUUCUGCCAUCAUUAUGGUUGUUUCAGUCACUGCUUCAACCACCAGUGGUAAGCCACUUCCAGAGGAUGUUUUACAGAAGACUGUUGAGGCAUGUGAUCGUGCAAUUGAGCUUGAUUCAGCAAGGAAAAAAGUCCUUGAUUUUGUUGAAAGCAGAAUGGUAUAUAUAGCACCUAAUCUUUCAGCUAUUGUUGGGAGUGCUGUUGCAGCAAAACUAAUGGGGACUGCUGGAGGUUUGGCCUCAUUAGCUAAGAUGCCAGCUUGUAAUGUUCAGCUUCUUGGGGCCAAAAGGAAGAAUUUGGCAGGCUUUUCGACUGCAACAUCUCACUUUCGUGUUGGCUAUAUUGAGCAGACAGAGGUAUUUCAGAGUACGCCCCCUCCUUUGAGAAUGCGUGCAUGUCGUCUUUUGGCUGCAAAGUCAACCCUUGCAGCUCGAGUAGAUUCAACGAGAGGAGAUUCAACUGGCAAGACUGGAAGGACAUUACGAGAAGAUAUCCGUAAAAAGAUCGAGAAGUGGCAAGAACCUCCACCUCCUAAGAUCCCAAAACCUCUUCCCGUGCCUGAUUCAGAACCUAAAAAGAAAAGAGGUGGGCGAAGGCUAAGGAAGAUGAAGGAAAGAUAUGCUGUCACAGAUAUGAGGAAAUUGGCUAACAGAAUGCAGUUUGGUGUGCCUGAAGAGAGUUCUCUAGGUGAUGGUUUGGGAGAAGGAUAUGGUAUGCUUGGUCAAGCUGGAAGUGGGAAGUUACGUAUGUCUGCUGGUCCAAGCAAGCUUGCAGCAAAAGUUGCUAAGAAAUUCAAGGAAAAGCGCUACGGAAGCAGUGGUGUUACCUCAGGGUUGACUUCAAGUUUGGCAUUUACCCCUGUGCAGGGCAUUGAACUUUCAAAUCCUCAGGCUCAUGCACAUCAAUUUGGUAGUGGAACUCAGAGUACAUAUUUUUCUGAAACAGGCACAUUUUCAAAAAUCAAGAGUAACUUGAGUAGAAUAUGAGCUUCCACAGGUAUUCAAAUGUUUGCCCGUAUCAGUUUAGUGCUUUAUGGAGAGUGCAAGUUUACUAUGGAAAUUGAACAUCCUCAAACAAAUGUUCUCAACUAUCAGUGUAACAUUAAGCUACCAGGUUAAGAUUGCAAAAUUUUGUAGCAAUUGUUAUCUUCGAGGUAGAAAAAUCUAAUUUGUCUAUCUUCAGCACAUGUACAUGACUUUAUGAAUCUCACUAUGUUUAAAACAUAUUUUGAACCUGAAUUGCCAAGAAGUAUAAAAAUUAUGUUCAUGAAAA